AUGGCAUCACACGAGAACUUCAACAUAAGCAACACCAGCGUCGACCGUCAGUCGAUAAACAACAUUGCCGCAGAUACGCUGUUGUCCAUCCAUAUCAACGGCCGCCAGACCAUCAUGGCCGACCCCUUCAGCGAUUGGCUGCCGGCCAGAUACUCCACCCCGGCGCCCUCCACCCAGCCAUCAAGAGCCACCACGCCCAACGCGCCCCGACGACGCGGCAGGCAGCGGGCGGACUCGCGCUUCCAGGAGGAGUUCGAGGCCAACUCGUUCGCGCCACCGCACCCGCGGUUCCUCGACCAGGACCAGGAGCACCAGCACAGCAACAGCUCGUCCACGACGCUGGUUGGCUCCUAUCUCGAGGACGCCCCUGCCGCCUCUGCCCCUACCUCUGCCCCUGCCUAUGCCACUGCCCCUGCCUAUGCCACUGCCCCUUCCCGUGCCGCUUACCCCUUCCUUGCUGCCACUACAACACCCACGUCAUCGUCGCCGAGGGCUAAUAGAGUCCGGUCGCUGGCGUCGGCAUCGGUAUCGCGGGAGACGUUCACGUCGUCGUACUCGUCGACGUCAGCGAUGUUCGCAGCAGCGCGCCCCCUCCCACCUGUGCCGCUACCCUUUUCGUCGCCAUCACCAGCCCCAACAGCCUGGCAGCCCACCCCGGCGCCCCGCCCACCGCCCCCCGAGUGCGUGGGCGUCCAAUCCCAAUCCCGAUCCCGCUCCAGGGGCAGGGCGGGAUUGGAGGUCCACGACACCGACAGGGGCCGCGGCCGCCGGCAGCGCGACGGCUCGCCCACGUUCCACCGCAGGACGUCGGACGAGAUCGAGCUGACGCGGUGCCGCGGCCCGGACGCCGGCCAGAUGUGGGUCUUCAAGCAGAAGCCCGGCAUCUUCCGCACCACGAAGGUGUCGUGGACGCGGAGAGAAACCUAUGUCGUCGACGGCUUCCUCGUCUCGAACGGAAACCCAAACGCAAACGCGAGCUCGAGCGCGAGAGAGAAUGCGGACGUGGAGGCGGACGAGGGGUCCCGCGGCCGCAAGCGCAAGCGAGACGGCAGCAUCGAAUCGACGAUGCUGGCGUCGCCCGCAUCACGCAACAUAAUCAAGCGUGCGUACAAGCGCUGUAAGCGCGGCAUCAGGACCUUCUUGCGGUUGCCGUGGGGGGACAGGACCGCAAGAGAGAGACGCGACGUUGGCGAUGACAGAGGCGGGGGCGGCGGCGAGCAGGGGGAGCGCGGGCAUGAUGACUCGGGCGUCGCGAUGGCCGCUGCCGUAGCUGGGGUGGAGCAGGCGGAGGAGGAGGAUGCCGAGGGCGAGUUCGAGGCCGUGCUGGCGGUGCAUGCGAUGCCGACGGCGCGGGCUGCCGAGGAGGAGGGUCGGGGAGAGGAGCCUCGAGACGGACAGGAUAGCGCCGCGGCGGCGAGCGGCCAGGCUACUCCCAGCGGCAAUGCCAUAUCUGAGGAUGAGUUGCCGCCCUUGUUGAGAGGGCUUCCAUCGGGACAAUGGUUCAGCGGUCGAAUCUGA
Molecule: messenger RNA, 1518 nt
Organism: Anthostomella pinea
Lineage: Eukaryota; Fungi; Ascomycota; Sordariomycetes; Xylariales; Xylariaceae
Source: the annotation of a GenBank genome assembly